UUGACACCACGUCUCCCUCCGCAGGUUGAGCUCCAGAAGAGCCCGCUCUUCAGGUCCGGACAUUGCGGUGGUUUUUGGUGUAUUUUUCCUUUUAUAAAUUAUCCAAAGAGGAGUCAGAUUCUGAUGCUGGAGAUUCCAUGGCAACGGGAAACAUGACGAAGCGCGCCUGCGCGUCAAAGAUCUUUUAUGGUUGCAGAGAUGUGUUACUCUAUCGAGAGUUUAACAUCCCAAAAAGCUUCCUACUGUCUUUCAAAAGUUAGCGGUUUGAAUACCUCUGAACUUUUAUAGUCUCCUUUUUUUGGCAGCUAUGUCAGUACUACUUUUAAAAGUUACUGUAAACAUAAACCUACAAAUGACUCAUAUAAAAUGUAUUGUAAAUACAGAUUUUAGAUCCAGUUAAUCACCAGACUUUAAGAGGCAAAAUGAAAUGAUUGGAAACUUUUUUUUCUUCACCUAGAUCCCAGAAAAUCUUUAUUUCUUGUAGCCUCAGAAGAACAAACUGAGGGAUUGUGUUUGUCAGCGAGUAUCUAGCAGGUGUCUCACUUUCAGUACAUGUUAAGCUAUUACAAAUUCGUGUCAGGCUUUUGUUGAAACCGUUCCUUCAUUUGUGUUUAGUAAAGUGUGAAUCACCUGUGGGAUCAGACCUGUACCUGCAGCUUGUAGCUGCUGCAGUGGAGCCUCACUGGGUCAAACAAUGAUUAGGAUUAGAGCAGAUAAUGGCCUGAGCAUAUGGACAGGCUAAUUGGAGUUUAUGGACCAAGCGUCAGUGUUACAGGCCUGAAAGGGACCUGGCUGGGAGCACGGGGGUUUGUGAUUGUCCUUUAGCGUUUAGAUCAGGUCUUAUAUAAAUGAUAAAUGUCACGUGGUUAAACUGAGAUGAAACAUUUAAUUUGGAAUCAGUCUGUUUGUGAAACUUUAAAAUAUAUUUGUUUAAUAUUGAUUUGGUAAUUAAAUUGUAAUCAGUAUUUUUUAUUAGCCUGACAGACUAAACAAGGAACUGUAAUAAUUAAAUUAAAUUUAAUUAAUGUUAUUAACUCUCAUAACAUGUGUUGGGUAAUAACAGGACGACUUGCUGAGAGGCCUCUGCAGGUUGUAGCUCCUACGUUUUACAGCUUCCACAUGGGCACCGAUUACAUUCACACAUACGCUCUGUCUGUUGUACAAGAUACUACAAGCUCUUGCUGCUCUGCUAUUGGCUCAUCAGCAUCGGAAGGCCGUGUGUCAGCGACGGCUGAACAAAAGACAGAGAGACGCAGAGGAAACCACAGAGAGAGAGCGAGAGAGAGAGACGCACAUGCCGGCCAGACGAGCAGCAUGCCGGGGUAGAGAAGCCGGAGAGACGAAGAUGCAGGAGGUUUUAGGAUGAGUAGGACGUGUUAGAGUGGGUCGUUUUUAUAAGAAUUUAUUCUAAGUCUUGUUCGUGUGAUAGUGAUUCAUGCUCUUCAAAGCAUCACCGCUGUAUCCUCUAGUAACCGAAUGAGGAAACCGUUCUGUUUGGCGUUUUCUCGCUUCCGUUUCUCGCCAUCUCUCGACUCAUUUGCGGCGAAAAAAAAAGAAAGCACCAAACAGGUAUCAUGGUUGCCGGUGAGCUCGUGCAGGAGCAUCUGCGCGCGGAUACCGGCGCACCUGACGACAUCACCGUCGGCAGGAAGACUCCUGAGCUGGAGGGCGCAGCCGAGCGAUGCGCGGAUACGACAUACGGAGCGGCGCCAACGCACGGGGUUGGGGAGGCAGACACCAGCCCUGCGCUGGUGCAGGAAAAGGAGGUGCCGCCGGAUGAAAGAGAGGCGAUGCUGCCCAACGGAGGAGGAGGAGAUGAGGCGGAGGAAAGGAAAACGCUAGAGACGAGACUGUACUGGCGCCGGUUCGCUGUGCUGGCUGUUUUCAGCCUUUACUCUCUGGUGAACGCCUUCCAGUGGAUCCAGUACAGCAUCAUUACCAACGUGUUCACGCGGUACUACGGGGUGAACAACGACAAGGUGGACUGGCUCUCCAUCGUCUACAUGGUCGCCUACGUGCCGCUCAUCUUCCCGGCCACCUGGCUGCUGGACCGAAGAGGUCUGCGGCUCACGGCCCUGCUGGGCUCCGGCCUCAACUGCGCCGGCGCCUGGCUCAAGUGCGCCAGCGUGAGCCCCGAGCUGUUCGGAGUCACCGUCACCGCUCAGGUCAUCUGCUCCGUGGCGCAGGUGUUCAUCCUCGGCCUGCCGUCCCGCAUCGCCUCGGUGUGGUUCGGACCCCGGGAGGUUUCCACCGCGUGCGCCACGGCGGUGCUCGGGAACCAGCUGGGAACAGCCAUAGGCUUCCUGUUGCCUCCAGUUUUAGUUCCCAACACGCCCGACGAUGUUGAACUGACGGGUCACAACAUUAGCAUCAUGUUCUACGGUACCGCUGCAGUCUCCACGGGCCUCUUCAUCCUCGCAGUGAUAGUCGUGAAGGACCGCCCUCCCCUCCCUCCCAGUCAGGCCCAGGCUGUCCUGCCGGACUCUCCCCCUGAGGAUUACUCCUACAAACAGUCCAUCAUCAACCUGAUAAAGAAUAAAGCCUUCGUCCUGCUGCUCGUCAGCUAUGGUAUAAUGACUGGUUCCUUCUACUCUGUCUCAACACUCCUCAACCAGAUGAUCAUGGCCUGCUACGAGAACCAGGAGCUGAAUGCUGGGAGAAUUGGUCUGACUCUGGUUGUUGCUGGGAUGGUCGGAUCCAUCCUCUGUGGCCUAUGGCUGGACCACACGAAGACGUACAAGAUGACGACUCUGAUCGUAUACUGCCUGUCGUUCCUGGGAAUGGUGGUCUUCACCUUCACUCUGAACCUCAACAACAUCUACCUGGUUUUCUUCACCGCUGGAGUCCUGGGGUUCUUCAUGACAGGUUACCUGCCUCUGGGCUUCGAGUUUGGAGUGGAGAUCACUUACCCAGAGUCCGAAGGAACAUCGUCGGGACUCCUCAAUGCUUUCGCUCAGAUAUUCGGGAUCAUUUUCACUCUGAUUCAGGGCAAACUGACCACGCAUUACGAUCCGCAGGCUGGAAACCUCUUCCUCUGCGCGUGGAUCUUUCUUGGAAUAUUGCUCACUGCCUUAAUCAAGUCAGAACUGAAAAGAAACAACGUCAACAUGGCUGCAGGCAGCAACCACCUUCAAGCACUUCCCACUGAGUGUCCUGGAGACGGCCCUUCAGAGAAGAAAACCAAUGGAGUCAAGCUGGAGCCCUCCAUCAGCUUCUCCCAUGAAACCUCACUGUGACCCUGCCAAGUCGCUGAGUCACAGGUCUCCUGCUGCCCCGGGAUACGUGUUGGCGCCAUGGUCUAUGUGAUGUAUGUAGAGGUGCACUUGAUUUUUAUCGCCAAGCAUAAUUUCCUUGAUAUUCUGAAAGGUGAAGGCUCUGGAUGGGAGCCAAGUGUAAUCAAGCACAGCCACAAUCUACACUGGAUUCUGGACGGGUGACCAGCAAGAACCAGAGGGAGUUGGUUAAAUCUCUGCAGAGGGAUCCAGGUCCCUCAUGCUCCCAGUUUUCUGGUUGGGUUGGUAAAAAAUAGUAUGCAAACAAUGGCAGGCAGAAGAAGCUCCACUGCACUUUAUCUUUAUUGUAGUUUGUGAAGCGUGGCGCUUUUAGUCUGGCUACCGGAUGAAAAUCCAUCCUCAAAGGAAAACGGAAGGUAAAAGGAGCUUCCAGUUCCUGGAUCACCGGCUUGCUGCGGUUGAAAGAAAAUAUUCCUGUGACUGUAGAGGGAUCGCAGCAGCAGGUGAAGUCUUUCGUGUGUCGGAGUCUGCAGGUGCGUCGGAGGAGCCAUUCUGUUUGGUUUUGUCCUAUGAACUCUGCUCAUUUCACAGGGCCAACAUUUCCUGAGUUUACUUGAAUAAUUCGUUGAUGCUUUGAACUGCGUUUGUGAGACACACUGUAAAUGUUAUUAUGUCAUUUUUUCAUUUGGUUUCUUUUCAGACGACAGCGGUUAUGUCCGUAGUCAAGGAACUUUGAUUCUCAUUGCUUUACACACAACACAACAAUGCACAACAAUGGGUGGACUGCGUCAAACAAAUGCAUCUUUCACAGCUGACAGUGUCUAAAAUCAUCUGGAAACCCCACAGGUUUUAUUUGCUGCCUUCUUUUUGUCCGUUGCAGCUUCCAUUGUGUCUGACUGCGCCUAAAUGGCACAGCAGAAAACCUCAGUCCAUCCAGGACCGCAAGUCAUUCAGUUAGUGACCAGUGAUUGAGGCAAAAAGUCUGGAGGAACUGAAUCUGGCUUUCAGAUUUCAGGGGUUCUUCCCCGACAAAGAGGGUGGAGGGAAGGUGAAGGACAGUGGAGGCCUUUUAACAGGUUAUUCCACUUUAAAGUGAACAUGAGCCACAUAUGAGUGAGCCCUGACAUCACUAACACCAAAAAUCAAAACUCUGAUCUCAUGAUUCAUAUAAAUUUAACAGUAAAAUUAUAAGUAAUUCUUAUAAAACCUUCAAGUCUCUAUCAAGCGGCCUGUUCAGAAUGUGUUAUCUGGUCCAGAUCUUAGUGUGAAAGAGUUGCCAUCACAAUAAGUUAGAGCAAAAGUUCAGUAACACUUUGAAGAAAAGUUAGACUUGUUCUGAUGAUACGACUGACAGGGUGAAUGAGGAUUAUGACAUUAGAGAAACAACGACCCGCUGUAGUAAAAUAGAAUAUGUACUGUAUGUUAUGUGUGGAUUACUUGUACAAUGGUUUGCUGACAACACAAUUGUGCUGCAGGUUUUUUUUUCCCUGCACAAAACCACUAUGGACCAAACAGAAUGUGAACAACUUCUGAGAUCAGUGCACAACAAGAAAUACACGCACAACUUCAGGUGUUAUACUGGAAUGCAUGACUUCAUGUAUGUUUUUACUGUUGACUCCUGUUCCUUAUUAUACUGAGACAGAAGCAUAGCGCCAUCUUGUGGUUUUUCUUCAGUAGUAACUAAGCUGACAGAGCGAGCUGACGGGAGAAGCACAAACAUGCAACAGAAGAAUAUGAUCCUUUAGAAUUACAGAUCCACUCGUUUAUUUGAUUGACCUGUAGAGGGCAUUCGUUUGUUUGCUUCUAUUUUUUCAAACCUUUGAAAACAUUUCAUGUGUAAACCUGGACGAAUGAUUGAUGCAUUAUUCUGUUUGGUGAAUCUUAGUAGAUGAAGAUCUAACAUUUCUUUGUGUUUCUCUAAUUUUUAUAACAGGAACUUUUAUACAGCACUGUCUUGUUUAUAAAAUGUAUUUGUUUUCUCCAGCUAUUUAUUAAUCUGCAAAUAUAUUACAGCAAAUGCUACUGUCAUAAAAUUGUGAAAGGAUUAAUAACGUAUGGCUCUCCUUCUGAAAAACUGAGAAUUCAUCUCGUUUGAUACAAGCUGAGACAUUUUUGAAUUUAUGGCCUCAUCUCUGGCCUCAUGUUUGGUCGGCCAUAUUUUGCUUUGUCACCAUCCUGUCUUCAACAUCUGUGUGACCAAAAAAAGAUUUUACAACCGAAAUCAGUAAAGAAUAUUUUGUGUUGUGAUACUGUGACUGCUGCAGAAACAGUUAAUGCAUUAAACCUUCUG
Toxotes jaculatrix (banded archerfish) is the source of this 5523-nucleotide messenger RNA. It is a transcript of the gene flvcr1, whose product is annotated as FLVCR heme transporter 1. The record is from RefSeq and is a predicted model, not a curated record. The coding region runs from base 1575 to 3236 and encodes 553 amino acids. Lineage: Eukaryota; Metazoa; Chordata; Actinopteri; Toxotidae. Gene Ontology annotation, molecular function: heme transmembrane transporter activity; heme binding. Gene Ontology annotation, biological process: erythrocyte differentiation; heme export; mitochondrial transport. Gene Ontology annotation, cellular component: mitochondrion; membrane. The transcript is spliced from 10 exons.